Messenger RNA from Lactuca sativa (garden lettuce), 1535 nucleotides. RefSeq lists its product as uncharacterized. Gene Ontology annotation, cellular component: chloroplast. Lineage: Eukaryota; Viridiplantae; Streptophyta; Magnoliopsida; Asterales; Asteraceae. The record is from RefSeq and is a predicted model, not a curated record.
UGUCAAUUUUGGCGUGUGCAAGACACGACGUCGUUCCGUAAGUUUCAGAUUCUUCCUUUAGGAGUGUGGAAGGCAUAUUACCCUUCUUCUGUUUUCGUUGUGCGUUUGUCCCACCUACUCCUCCAUACCCUUUCUCGUUGAUUUGUUCACCUGUUUUGUUAUCUAAUAAGAUCUCAAACUCAUCGGGGUUUGGAUUCAUUUAUCUGCUUUCGAUUCUUCCGCAUCGGCAUCUGCGAAGGGUAUCAUCUGUCAAGAAAUGAAUUUUUUCUGUAGAAACAUGGCUGACGAAUCUUCACCUUCACAGAAUGACAUCAUUCGGUGCCCAUUUUUGCGCAACAUUAACGAACCAACUAACUUCUCCUUUUCACCAUCCAUGGCUUUCCCAUCACCUGCCCGAGGAACAAAAGGUCCUAUAUUCGAGGAUGGGCCCAAUUUUGAUAUGGCUUUUAGGCUUUUCCAUGGACAAAAUGGUGUUGUCCCACUUUCUGAAGGAUCAUUACAGUUUCCCCAAAAGUUGAAAGUGGAUUCAAUGUCUCACCAGUUUAAUCCUUUAGCAGCUAAGGCAGCUACAAUUAGUCUUUCGAGUUUUGGAGGGUCAUUUGGCUUUGAUGCAUUUAACGAAAUGUUUAAGAAUCAACAAAAAAAGCAUAAGAAAGACUCUUCUCAGAAUGGAGACUCGAAACAUGAAGCAACAGGAGAAGAAUGGCUAAAAAGUGGGAAUUGUCCAAUUGCUAAAUCAUACAGAGCAGUAAGCCAUGUCAUCCCACUUGUAGCCAAAGCAUUGAAACCACCGUCCGGGAUCAAAUACACCUGCCCGCCCGCAAUUGUGGCUGCCCGGGCUGCCCUAGCGCGUACCGCGUUUGCAAAAAACCUCAGACCGCAACCCCUGCCCGCGAAAGUGCUUGUAAUCGGGGUUAUGGGAAUGGCAGCUAAUGUCCCUUUAGGUAUAUGGAGAGAACACACAAAGAAAUUCUCACCUUCUUGGUUUGCAGCUGUUCAUGCAGCUGUUCCUUUUAUAGCCAUGCUUAGAAAGUCGGUUUUGAUGCCAAAAUCCGCCAUGGCGUUUACAAUCGCUGCCUCGGUUCUCGGGCAGGUUAUCGGGUCUCGGGCAGAACGUUAUCGCUUGAAAGCUGUCGCUGCCCGAACUCCUCCUGCUCUGACCGAAAUGGAAACCGAAAUUGGUGGUGGGUUUGAUCGGGCAAGGGUUGAUGUGGGUCGGGCGGGGGUUACGGGCGGGCAUUGUGGUGAAGCGGUUGAGUGGAAAACGGGGCCCAUGCGGGUUGCUGGGCCUUCGGCGUAGUGUGGUUGUGUUAUGUUAUGAUAUGUUAUGUUAUGUUUGCCUUUUUGUGGGCAUGAGUUUGAAAGAAUAAAAGAUAUAUACUGGAAUUGUUAUUUUUAUAAGUGUUGCCGAAUAUGUGUAAAAGACUGACUCGGCCUGUUUUGGCUAUGAUGACGUGGCAGUGGCUGUGGGUUAUGUUUAGUUGUCUAAAUGUUUUAUGAUGUGCGUUUUGUAAUCUAAUAUAAGAUGUUAUGUG